Molecule: messenger RNA, 1380 nt
Organism: Cordyceps fumosorosea ARSEF 2679
Lineage: Eukaryota; Fungi; Ascomycota; Sordariomycetes; Hypocreales; Cordycipitaceae
Product: Zinc finger, SWIM-type
Exons: 1
Coding region: 1-1380 (459 amino acids)
Molecular function (GO): zinc ion binding
Source: RefSeq, a predicted model, not a curated record
AUGCCGCCCACUCUUCGCCUGUCUGUGCCCGUGACGCACCAGCACCACUCCGCCGUCCUAGGACGCGACGACUACGAAACGCCGAGCAGCACCGCAUCAGACUCCGAUGACAGCUGCUCCUCCGGGAGUGAGGACGAGCAGCCAAACCAGGUGUACUCUCCCACACGCCUAGUCUACAACCUGGACGCCCUUCCCGAGAAAACCAAGUCGACUGUUCGCGACGCCUUCAACGAGCCGCCUGCCAUGGUCGUCCAGCACUGCCGCCAGGUCGAGGAGGACACCUUUGCCUUUCAAAUGUCCGAGGUCGUCACGCGCUCCAUUCGCAUCCGCGCGCCCUCGUCCGGCCGAGCACGCCUAACCUGCUCCUGCCGCCAAGGCGCCACCGCCACAGUUCGCGACAGUAGCAAGGACAAGGAGCAGCAGCAACAGCCGUGCCACCAUGUCCUCUGGCUCCUCGACCAGCUCGCCAAACAGACCCUCUACGAAACCGAUCACGAGAAGCCGCUGACAAUGACGUCGGCCGGCUACCCGGAGGAGAUGGGCGAUCCCUUCAGCGCCAUCGCCGACCAUCACCUAAACAUCGUCGCCGACGGUCUGCACUGCCGCCACGUGGACCGCGACUGCUACGACCCGCGGCGGGCCGACGAGAAGCGCAUGCGCGAGUCACGAGAGCUGCUAUCUUCGGUGUAUAAGAGGGCCGCCGAUGUUUCGGACGAGUCGCCCGCGGUCCAACCCGCCCGCGACCCGCGCUGCCUUGACCACACCGUCUUCAAGAUGCUCGUCGACGACGACCUCUUCUUCCACUACUUCCUCUCCGAGGCGACGGCUGCGCGAGGCGGCAGCGACGCGAUGCAGCAGUUCCGUCUGCUUACUCAUCGCAUCAAUGUCGUCCUACAGGACUUUGACCAACACAACUACCACCGCUCCGACACCCCAUCCUCCAGUACCACCACACCCUCGACACACACCGUCGCGUGGGCGGCGCGCCACAUCCGCGGCGUCAUCAGCCUCGUGCGCUACGCCAUCUGGAGCGGCAAGCGACCGCUGAACGCCGCGGAGAGGGCCGCCGCGGCCAAGACCCUACUACACGUGCUCGACGGCGUCGUCGGCCGCGGGGGCGACCUCUUGCGGCACUUCCUCGGCGACGACGGGUUCGUGCUAGACGAGCUCGAGACGAUCCCCGAGGGCGCGGCGCUGCAUGCGCACGCGCUGGAGCGGCUCGCGGAGAGGAUGGCGCGCUGCGGAGCGUCUUCGUCGUACGCGAUUCGGUUUCGCAAGUUUAUCACGCAGAUCAAGGCGCGCGAAGAGGUGCCGUCGGCGAGUCUGAAGCGCAGCUGCAGCGAGGACAGCGAGGCGGCUGUGUAUAAGCGUAGGAGAUGA